AUGCGUGCGUCCCACGCCGGGUCAACCGCGUUGCAUGCGUGCGUCCCACGCCGGGUCAACCGCGUUGCAUGCGAGACGCAGACGACAGACGUUGGCGUCCCUUCUGUGUGUUUGUCAAGAGCUUAAUUAUUAUUGAUUCUUACUUCUUCUCUUUGCAAUAAUACUCGCAUUUCUCAACGUUUUUCUCCUGUUCAUUUUGCUUUCACUAUCUUACUUGAAAAAUAUAAAAUUUUUGAAAAGUUGAACUACAUUUUGGAAAUCGCGAAAAUCUCUACGGUUUUGAAGUAAUUAUAUAUUAGAAAUUUCUUCAAUCGAUGUUAUAUCAUAUUUUGAAAAAGCCUCAAAAAUAUGCUAUUUUUGUAAUGAAAAAUAUUUUAAGAAUUUGAAGUAUAUUUAAGGAAAAUUUUUUAGAUAAUCUAUUAUAUAGUUUGCUUUCGAUUUGUUUAAAAGCUUUUUAUCUAUAUUCUGUCCUUGAAUAUUUUCUCGACAUUCUCAAAAGUAUUCGACAUUUCAGAAACUUCCAACUUUUUCUUUAAAAAUGAAGUUUCAAACUUAUGAAUCUCUUUAUUUGAUUUUCCUCUUUUUUGAAUUGUUUCUCAUCAACGUUGCGUGUUAUUUACUAGCGUCAUCCAAAAAUUUAAAUAUGAAUUCAAAUUUUUCAAUUUUUAAUUUUGUUUGUAGGUGCAAAUUUUGAAUAUUUGAAAUUAAAAUGAACGGGAGAAUUGCUCAAUUCUGUUAUUUUUUCUAGAAAGUUGAAAAAGUAAAGAAUUCAUCAGCAACAUCCCUGUUUAAAGUUGAAAGUUGGGAAGCUAGGUGUUUCUUUUUAAGAAUGAAAUCUUUUAGUAAAAUUUUUGAACUUAAAAAGUUUAAAAAUUAUCAUUCUUCGUAUAAUGUUUUAUUGAAUGAUGAAUUUUUCAGUUGAAUGACGACUUUUUCAAACUAUCAAUAAUGCUUCAUAUUCUCCGCGCUGAUUUGUUUUCGUUGCCCGUAGAUGCAAUCGUCAAUGCUGCAAAUAAGAAAGCUGCUUCCAGGUGCUUUUCAUCAUUUUCUGUAUUUAUUUCAAAAUUUGUUUGUAGGAGGCGGUAUCGACGGUUUAAUGUCGCAACAUUGCGGACCACGUUUACAAAGAAAGCAAAAAAUGCUAUUGUCAUUGGUUUACCAAAAGAGAACUGGACUCAAGUCAAGCUGUUUUGACCAAUGCGUUUGAUCACACUCUUGCAAAAUGUAAUUAUUAUUCAUUAGUCAUCAAAGUUUGAAACGAAAAAAUAAUCAUCGAAUUUCAGAUGUUAUUCACACUGCUGCUCCACAGUUGAUAAGUCAUUGGAAACCAAAAAGACUCGACGAACGAGAGCUGCGGUUAUGCUAUUACAAUUGUCUUCUUGUUGCAAAAGAGCAAAAUUGCGAAAGUGUUGCUUUUCCAAUUCUUGGAGCUGGAAUAUAUCAUUGGCCUACUCAAAUAGCAACUGCUGUGGCGAUUCAAAGUAUUUGUGCCUUUUUUGAAAUCAAUCAAACUGUGAGUCGUUAAUUAAUUUUAUUUAUUCACUAAGGAGACUUUUUUAGACGAGUGUGAAAGGCCGUUACUCUUUGUACUUUGUCUGGAUCAGUCUUUUGACGAGUGCUUGAAUAUUACUGCUCAACAGUCGACUAUCGAUUGCAGUACCAGCGAGAAAGCUCACGAAGCUAGAGCAAUUAUUGAAAAAAAUGCGAGCAACGUGGUGAUGCCUUUGAGCCCAGAUGUGAAAGUCAAAUAUUUCGUGAAGAAAUGGUCUACACAUGCGGAAAUAGUGAAGGCUUCGAGAAUGUAAAUUUUGUUUUCAUGAUUAAGUUUGUGGUUUAAAAAACUUUCAGGGACGCUUUGACAAACAAUGAGUGUGAUAGAGCAGUCAGUCCAGUCCAAUCCAUCAAAUCAAGCAAUUUUUGGGAAAAGGUUUUUGAUUUCAUUGCAAACAAUUGAAAAAAUUUUUUUCAGAUGAGCUCUUGCUUCAAGAAGCCUAGAAAAGCUCCAACGAAUGGUCCUAGUCCCAAAAUGAAGAGGCGUCCGUUGAAAUCCCCAGAAGAAAGACGUCGUUAUUGGAACGCGUACGAAGAACGUCGAAAGUCUCUGCAUACGAAAAGAAAAAAAACUGCGGAAGACAUGGAACGCGAAGAACGGCAAAAGAAUGAAAACGAACGGAUUGAAUCACUUUUGGGAAGUGAGAAUGUGCGACGAGCGAUGUUGAAAUCUGUUUCGCGUCCGGAAGCUGAGAAAAAAGCCAAUACGCUGAUAGUGAUGAAAAAUGUGCCAGAAAUGGUAGCGGCUUUACGAGAACCCUACUUUGGUUAUAUCACCAAAUUUUUGGGAGAAGAAAGUAUCUCAACGUUGGAAGUAGAUCUUUUCUUCAAAAUGUUACAAGACAUUUUGAGGUAAAAUUUUUGAUUAUUAAACCUUUUUAAUAACUUUUUUUUUCAGAUGUGAGCAUCUUCUCAAAAUCAUCGAAGGAUUCAUGUCAAAGAUAAAAGAACACAUUCGCUCUAUUCUGACUCAACGAGUUAUUUGUCCGGACAAGUCUGACCUACAAUUGAAAAAACUUCGACAACUUCUACGAAUGCGUUAUCAUGUUUGGGAUGAAACACAAUCUAGUGAAGGAUUCCAAACCAUGAACAAUCUUUAUCCCAUUCUCUGGCGAGAGUUUGUUGGUGAAAAAACAACGGAGCAAGAAGAUCAAGGUAAUUUAAACGAGUAAAAAAAAAAUAUUUCUAGCUUUUAAAAAAAUACAAUAAUGAGUAUGAAAAAUAUGUAGAAAAUAUGAAAAAAAUUUUCAGAUGGAAAAGUCGUCAAUGAUAUUGGUCUACGUCUCGAAAUUCCCGAAAUUGAACAAGUUGAUGAGGAUCGUUUGCCCGCUGGCGAUGCAAGCCAACAACAAGUUGUACCCGAGGAAAUUGUGGAGCUUCCUGAUGAUUUUGAUGCUGAGAAGUUGGACAUCGAAAAGGAUGAUGUUGAUUUGGUGAGACAGAAAUUAAAAUUAAAUUGAACUUUUUAAAAUUAUUUUUAGCUCCUUGAUGUUGCUGUCGCUGAUUUGAAUCCUGAAGUUGAGCUUAACAUGGAAGCGUUGAGAAUUUUGAGGAGUUUGACCCAUAUCAAGCGAUGCUCGCAAAACUGUGAAGAGCCCUCCAAAAAGUUAGUUUUUCUUUUCUCCUAUCAACAGUCGUUUUUCUUAUUUUAAGAAAAAUUUGAAAAAUUUCAUCAGUAUCAUUUCGUAUUUCAUUCUAAUUGAUUUUUCACUGUUGAUUAUUUUGAAUGAUUAAUCUGAAAUGUUUCAGACAUGCCGCCCUUGUUUACGACCGGCUUAUGAUGUUCGCAAAAUCCUCUGAUUGCGAUGAAGAAAAAUAUUGGACGUUUGCUGGAUGA
Messenger RNA from Caenorhabditis auriculariae, 3388 nucleotides. NCBI's taxonomy places the organism in Eukaryota, Metazoa, Nematoda, Chromadorea, Rhabditida, Rhabditidae. The record is from the annotation of a GenBank genome assembly.